Messenger RNA from Hansenula ciferrii, 570 nucleotides. RefSeq names its product putative transporter SEO1. Gene Ontology annotation, molecular function: transmembrane transporter activity. The record is from RefSeq and is a predicted model, not a curated record. The coding region runs from base 1 to 570 and encodes 189 amino acids. Gene Ontology annotation, cellular component: membrane. Lineage: Eukaryota; Fungi; Ascomycota; Saccharomycetes; Phaffomycetales; Wickerhamomycetaceae. The transcript has a single exon.
AUGACUGAUCCAGCUCCUAAUAAUGAAUCACAAAAAACUUUAUUCAGACAAUCUAAACCCAUCAGGGCAUUAAGAUCUAUGUUUGUUUGGUAUCCAGCAAACUAUUCAAUUGAAGAAAGGAAACUAUUGUUUAAAUUAGAUUUAAUCAUCUUGGUUUAUGGAUGUACUUCAUUUUUUGCAAAAUUUCUUGAUCAAACAAAUAUAACUAAUGCUUAUGUCUCAGGAAUGAAGGAAGAUUUAUCAUUAUAUGGUAAUGAAUUAAAUUGGUUAAAUAUUACAUAUUUUUCAGGUUAUGUAUUGGGUCAAAUUCCAUUUCUUUUAUUAAUGUCACGCCCCAAAAUUUCAAAAUAUGUUUUACCAACUCUUGAAAUUUUUUAUGGAGUAUGUACAUUUGGUCAAAGUCGUGUCACAAAUGUUGAUCAAUUAUAUGCUAUUAGAUUCUUAGUUGGUUUCUGGGAGAGCCCGUCAUUUGGCGGAAUUCACUAUAUAUUCUACUACAACGUUUAUAAAUAUUUAAAAAGAUAUUCUAACUUUAUAGCUAAAUCAAUUGUAGAGCUUAAACAAUAUUGA